Molecule: messenger RNA, 3399 nt
Organism: Lagopus muta (rock ptarmigan)
Lineage: Eukaryota; Metazoa; Chordata; Aves; Galliformes; Phasianidae
Gene: DEUP1
Product: deuterosome assembly protein 1
Biological process (GO): de novo centriole assembly involved in multi-ciliated epithelial cell differentiation; centriole replication
Cellular component (GO): centriole; deuterosome
Source: RefSeq, a predicted model, not a curated record
CGCAAAGCGGACGGGGAGGGCGGCAGGCGGGAGCGAGCGGGCCGAGGAGCCGUGCUGCGGCCAAGGAGCCUGAGGAGCCCGCGGAGGGGGCGGCGGGAGGAGCGGCAGGUUAACAAGGCUUUAAUAUGGAGCAGGGCUCAAAAGUAUUUCAAGAACAGACUCUCACUAAAGCCUCUUCAUGUGAAGCUGCUGUUCAGGAUGUAGUGCAUCAAACUGUCAUCAUAGUAAACAGCAAGAAAGCAGAAUGGGAAAGGAAGAUGAAAGCUUUCAAAGCACGGAUGGAUAUCCAGCAUCAAGAAUCAGCAAGUGCCCAAAGCAAACUGGAUCAAAAAGGUCAAAAGGUAUUUGAAAUACUUUGUCAGCAACUGGAAAACUUACAGAAAACUAACUGCGAAAUGGCUCAGAAUUACGAAACUCAGCUUUGUGUGCUUAAAUCUCAAUUUUUGAAGCUGACACGUAGUUAUAACAAGCUAUUAAAACAAAAAAAUCAUCAAAGUAGAGAAAUAAGCAAAGAAAGCCUAGAGACAUCAGUUCUUCUGAACAACUUAAAGAAGAAACUGGAGGAAUUUGAAGCAAAAUUGAGAGAAUGGGAUGAGGAAAAGACAAUCUUCCAAAAUCAUCUCAUGUGUUUAGAAGCUCAGCAAAAAUUAUUGUCUGAGAAAUGUGGUUCGUUUCAGAUAAGCAAUAAGGAACAAAACCAGGAAGAGAUUGUUAAAUAUGGCCAACCUGAAAGAGAAAAGGAUGGGUUAAUUGUUGAAAAGCUAACAGCAGCAGUUAAUGAAAUGACAAUAAGCAGGAAUAGAUUAGAAGAGGAAAAUCUGAAACUCUAUGAGGAUCUAAAAAUGUUCCAAAGCUGGUGCCAGUGCUAUCACUCCAUCAUAGAAAGCCUACAGAUUGAUCUGGAACGACCUUCCUUUGGUGCAGCCCUGCAUCGAUCAUCCUUUGUACAACUUACUGAGCAAUCAGAAAAUAAAAAUGCUGAUUUAUUACUACACGCACAGAGUCAACAAAGCCAACGAGAAGUGCUAAGCAAGUAUAUCGUACAAGUAAAGAUGCAAUUGAAAAUUAGUCUAAUUCAGCAGACAUCUGGAGCUUUCCAAAAUGAAGAUGAAAGGCAUGUGAAACAACAGACUGCCAUAUUCGCAGCCAGCGGAUACCAUAGAAACUGUAGUCCUACUGCACAAGGCCAAGGUUCUAUCAGUGGUUCCAAAAGCACUUUAUCUUAUCUUGACAGAGGUCAUGAGAUGGAACUAGAUGAUAAGUCUCCAUCACUAGCAACAGAGCAUCCUUUGUGUUUUGGUGGACUGCUUCCUGAAAAAGGCAGAACGGGCAUUUUAUUGAGCCAUGCUUACGAUGCAGAAGAAAUCAAGUUAUCACUAAGUAACUGUUUCUCUUCUUCUCCUGAGACAUCCUUCCCUGCAACAACACAGAAGUUCCUUCAAGAGGAAGAGAAACCUACCAAAGAGUUGGAAGAAUGUUUGAAUUCACACCUUGAAGAACUGUAAGGACUUUCUGAAAACAUGCUUCAAAAAUACACCGGGCUUCAGCAAAGCAAUUUCACAGAACGAAAUACUGAAUUACAGAUGACCUCAGUUUUGCUGCCGAUGCCUGUUUGGGACGUGGGGCUGCUGAAAGCCUUUGUGAGCUUUUUCACACCGAGUCACCAGGGAAAAGCCAGCGUUUCUUUGCAUGAGACAAUUUCUCUCUGGAAACAUGAAAGCUCCAACUUCCCCAUGAGGCUGCUCCUCAGUGCCAGAGCUGCAGUGCCAGAAGUAGAUUCAGACCCCAAUGUUAGAUAUGAGGACAUUUAGCACUAGUACUUCUCAGCUCCUGAGAGUGAAGAAGGGACUUUUUGCCCUUGAAUUUCCAGUGCAAGUAUAACGGAAAAGAAAAUGUGGUUUUCCUCAAACUAAUCUGGACUGGAGAAAGAAGAGAGACUAAGAAAAGCAACGGACACAGAUAAACAAACCACAUACACAGAGAGAGAAUCAGGCAGCCAGCUCCUGGACACACCAAAUAAAGCCAGGGCAGAAACCCGUGCUCUUGAACAUGGGCUGCCCAAAACCCCACAUUAAAAGACUCAAAAGCUCAUUUUGUGCCUUUGGAGGCAAACAACAUGGACAACACACAUCACCUCCUGCACAUUCAGAACUUCCUUCCUACAAAGGGAAGUAGAUAUCUAGAUGUAUUCCUCCUAUGACGUGGAUCCCUCAGCCAUUGCUUAUCCCUCUGUGUGACAGAGAAUUGAGAUUUUCUGCAGCAAUUAACCAAGCCUUGAAGCCAGAGCUACAACAGCAAUGCCCACUUCUGAGAAAGGAAAAGGAAUAGCACUGCCCUUUCCUACUGUACCCAUAUACGUGCAGUCUCACCUCCCCUGAGGGCAUGCUAAUGAUUCAAACAACUGGAGAGGGCAGCCAACAGGUCAAAAUUGUUCAUAAACAUCUGAACAGAAAUAACACAGUAUUUAUACGUCUCAGAAUAGCCACCUUAGAAUGAAAUACAAAAUAAUUUUGCGUAGGCAAAGAUUGCAGUAACUUGGUGGAGCUCAAGAGCAAAAAGCGUACAGCACUUAAAAACAGGGAAGGUAGCUGCAGUCCAAAUUCCUCCCCUUCAAAUCAAAUGAAAGACAGAAGACAGUCAAAAGCCGAUGGGAAGCAACAACUACCAACAGAAAUCACUUUGAAAAGAUAUAGAACUACUUAGAUGUGGGAAAAACUGAAGAGGAAGGAAGCAAACUAAGCUCACGUCCAGCGUGGCAGUCUGCCUCAGAUGCUACUGCAGUACUUGGCAGGUUUCAGGCCACUCCAUGGACAUGAGCAUCUACAUACACAGAGCAGACUGCAGAUUUGUGUUUCAUGAGAGACGUGCAGCUGGUGUUAGAAUUACUCCUCCUGAUACUCUCUGUUUUAACAGAAAAACAAUUUAGACUUUACAUGCUAUUACAUUAACUAAAGCUACUUUUGAAAUAGAAUUUUGGGAAGUAAACACAAGAACUACGGGUUUGCUUUAAGCCACAGAAAAUUACAGAGAUGAAUACUGCUACAGCAAACACACUGUCUACCAUCUGACAGCACUCCUGGACCAAACCCCGUGCCGUUCAGAGCUGCUUUCACACAACACACACUCCCUCCCUCUUGUCGUGCAUUACUGCUUGUGUGACACUGAGACCUCACAAGGAGAUCAGCUGAAUGGGAGGCCGACAGAACAGAACAAGACAGUGUCAGGUUCAACACUGAAGAGGAUUUUGACUUUUAUUACAGGGUAUCACUUUGUCUCUCAAUGUUAUACGUGGCUGAGAUGAACCUAGCCUGGCACAGCUGCACAAAAAGACACCUCUCCAGAAGGGGCAACAGCACUGUUACCAGAUAAGCCACCAGUUAGACACUGGGCAGAGGUUUU